Acinonyx jubatus (cheetah) is the source of this 2697-nucleotide messenger RNA. It is a transcript of the gene ZCCHC12, whose product is annotated as zinc finger CCHC-type containing 12. The transcript is spliced from 4 exons. Gene Ontology annotation, cellular component: nucleus. The record is from RefSeq and is a predicted model, not a curated record. Bases 957 to 2174 code for a protein of 405 amino acids. Lineage: Eukaryota; Metazoa; Chordata; Mammalia; Carnivora; Felidae.
GGCCCGGAUGCCCGAGUGCCUUCCCUGUGACAUGGACACGCUACCACCUCCUUCACAGUAAAAGAAUUGUGUAAGUCUAUUUGCACAGAGCAAGCGCUGAUGCUUUUUUUUUUUUUUCUCCCUUCCCCCUAUACAAAGGUGAGCCGCUUUUAUUGUGUAUUUGAUUUCGAUCCCAUUCGGUGUUUAAUGCGCCGGCCCCAAGGCGCGGAGUUGAGCCAAGAGCGAAAAGAGGGAGAAGCGGGCAAGAGUCGCAAACUCUUCCAGUCCAGGCACCGAAGCGGCCUUGGACGCCCGCCGGCCCUUCUGCCCACCUCACCCCGCCCCCCUCGGGCGCACAUUUGCAUCCGGCUCGAGACCGCGCGGGGACCCGCCCCCGCGCCCCGCUGAUUGGCCGCGCCGGCUCUCUCGUCACGCUCUUUUGUCUCCGUGGGCCGAAGAUAAAAGCAGCGGCGGCUGCCGUGGGAACCGUGCUGUCUGGACUCAGCUACCCCUCGCUGGUGGCGGGGGGCGCCGUGCGGAGCAGCUUCGCGGGCAGCUCCGGGUCGCUUAAGCGGCCGGGGACGUGCCCGUCCUCUUCCCUCGCAGGGCCGCGGAGACCGGAAGGCGGCAUCCGCAGCUGGCAAGGCCCGAGGGUCCGCAGCCCACCGAGCCGAGCACAGGCCAUCAAAGCCGAAUCCGAACUUGAAUUCUGUGCGGCUGAUUGCAGAGCUGGUCUCGGAUCGGCGACCCCCCCCCCCCCCCCCCGGUGGACAGAGAUCGGCUGUUAGCCUGGAGACGAGCUUUCUCGCGGAGGCCACCGGUUGCGGAAGCUGGAAGUGAAAUAAAGGCGCGCGCGCGCCCGUUCCUGCGCUCCUCCCCUACUGAGAUAGGAGAGUCCCCCAGCACGCCUGCACAUUAGGCUAACCCACAAAGCCUGCGCGUCUUGUUCCAUUCGGACGCCCCGAUCGUCAUCAGUCAUGGCUAGCAUCAUUGCGCGCAUGGGUAAUAGCCGGCGGCAGAACGCACCCUUGCCGCCCUGGGCCCAUUCUAUGCUGAGGUCCCUGGGGAGAAGCCUCGGCCCUUUAAUGGCCAGCGUGGCAGAGAGAAAUAUGAAGUUGUUCUCGGGGAGGGUGGUGCCAGCCCAGGGGGAAGAAACCUUUGAAAACUGGCUCAUCCAAGUCAAUGGGGCCCUGCCGGAUUGGAAUAUGUCUGAGGAGGAGAAGCUCAAGCGCUUGCUGAAAACGCUUCGAGGCCCCGCCAGGGAGGUCAUGCUUUUGCUGCAGGCGGCCAACCCCAAUCUAAGUGUGGCCGAUUUCUUGCGUGCCAUGAAAUUGGUGUUUGGAGAAUCGGAAAGCAGUGUGUCGGCUCACGGUAAAUUUUUUAACACCUUGCAGGCGCAAGGGGAGAAAGCCUCCCUUUAUGUGAUCCGUUUAGAGGUGCAGCUCCAGAAUGCUAUUCAGGCGGGGAUCAUAGCUCAGAAAGAUGCAAACCAGACCCGCCUGCACCAGCUCCUUUUAGGGGCCGAGCUGAACGGGGACCUGCGCUUUAGGCUGAAGCAUCUUCUCAGGAUGUAUGCAAAUGAGCAGGAGCGCCUCCCCAGUUUCCUCGAGUUGAUCAAGAUGGUCAGGGAGGAAGAGGAUUGGGAUGACACUUUCCUUAAACAGAAACGGCCCAAAAGAUCCGAGUCACUGGUGGAGAGGGCCACCAGCCUGAUGGCAUUUCAGGGCUCCCCGCAGAUAGUGGUCGGCAGUCCCGACUGCAACGUGAUAGAGAUAGAUGAUGCCCUCGAUGACUCAGAUGAGGAUGUGAUCCUGGUGGAGUCUCCGGACCCUCCACUGUCAUUCACGGCUUCUCCGCUCCCCAGACGCAGGGCCAGACCUCGGGACCAAGUGCUAGUCAUCGAUUCCCCUGAUUCCCUUAGCAGUUCCCGGGCUCAGUCUCCUUCCACCAGCGGGGGUUCUGGGCAUAAGAAUGAUGGUUCUAGGCACCUGCGUAGAACCAGGAAGCGAAAACACACAAUCCGCUGCUCCUACUGCGGUGAGGAGGGCCACUCAAAGGAAACCUGUGACAAUGACAGCAGCCGGGCCCAGGUGUUUGAGAAUCUGAUCAUCACCCUGCAGGAGCUGACCCAUACAGAGGAGGAGGGACCCAGAGAGGCCCCUGGCCAACAAGAUGACCCUUCUGAGCUGCAGUGAGCUGGUGUCCCCUAGCCUUAAAUGAACCCUAACCCAUAUUCUGAGUCCAGCAAUGGGACAACUGGGGAGGGGCGCUUCUAAUUGCAUGAAUCCACAAAGCAGCUUUCCUUUGGGAGUGGAGUAGAGAGGGUCUUGAAUACCAGCACAGUGGAGGGAGACAGCCUGACCUCUGUCCUUGCUUCCCCAGCCCCCCUGCCUAAGGGCCUGUUUUCUUUGUGCGCUCAUUUCCUCGCUGGCUCUGUUCUCUUUGUGAAAGUGGCAUCAUUCAUUGUUAAAUCUUCAAACAAAGAAAAGUACAAGAAAGUAAAGUAUAAGUUACCCCCAGCUCUCCACCCCGAUCUAACCGUCGUCAUCCCUUUGAUGGACGUCCUUCUAGAUACUUCCCUAUACCUGUGUGCCCAGAUAGGUGUAUGUAUAGAUAAAAAUGAUCACAUAGAAGUGCUGUUCUAUAGUCUGUAUUUUUUCACCAAAUGAUAUAUGUCGUGGGCUUCUUUCUAUGUCAAUAAAUAUUUAUCGGCAUCGA